Messenger RNA from Ceutorhynchus assimilis (cabbage seed weevil), 5265 nucleotides. The record is from the annotation of a GenBank genome assembly. Lineage: Eukaryota; Metazoa; Arthropoda; Insecta; Coleoptera; Curculionidae.
AACAAAUCCAGCCACAAAAUACGUAGAGGCUCUCAGCCGUGUGGUGCGGACCCGAAGAAAAACGCGAAAAUGGCUAAAAAGUCGUGAGAAAAUUACCGGAGUGCGUUUUAAAAUGUUCAGAAACGUCGCGUGCACCCGCGUGUGUAAUUAAAAUUGCUUAAAAACAUUUACAAAACUUGAAAACCGCACUGUAAACAAAUCCGGGUUACGUAGAGGUAUGGCAAAGAUGGCUGGACUUUAGGACUAGUCUUUUGUUUGUUUAUCAGCAUGAUAGAGAAUUUAUUCGGGAGUGGAUUAAGGAUUGAGAGGGAUCGCAUGACAUGUUUAUCCAAUCUCAACAGUUGGUCACAGGCAGCAAUAACUCAGGUAUCGCGCCAUCUUCAAUUAACAACACCACAACAGGAACUUUUCUUGGUGCCCCAAAAAAACGCAGGGCGCUCGAUUACUACAACAGCUCAGUGGCGUCCGAUCUGUCAUUCGUGGACAAUAGCGGUUUCGGAACGGUGGUGAGCGGUAACGGUUCAACAGAAACGGUCACUCAGCAAGGUAUUGCUGAGGGUAUUCAGGAUAGUCCGAAUGGCAAACCGUUUGUUCGAGCUUCUACCAUCAAGUUGUUAGAUACAUACCAGCGCUGCGGGCAGAAGCGCAAGACCUGGUCGGCAGGGGGUAAUGCGGCAUCUGGGGAGGGAAGUGUCCCCCUUUCUUCGGACGACGUUUCGGACCAAACAACGGCAGUCUGCGGCAGCGGCACCACGACGGCGGCCCAGAACGGAACCAAGACGCAGUCAUCUGCAGCCCAGCCAGCGGCUCAGGGGGCGCAGCAGGGGGGUACAGCUGCCCCUCCUGCUGCAGCCGCGCAAGCGAACCCCCAGCCGCAAGGUAAGAAAAAAUGUUCUGGCAGCGGCGCUGAUGGAGAUUACCAAUUGGUCCAGCAUGAGGUACUCUACUCUAUGACCAACCAAUAUGAGGUACUCGAGUUCUUGGGUAGAGGUACCUUUGGCCAAGUGGUGAAAUGCUGGAAGAAGGGCACCAACGAAAUAGUUGCCAUCAAAAUUUUGAAAAAUCAUCCAUCUUAUGCUCGACAGGGUCAAAUUGAAGUUAGUAUCCUAUCCCGAUUAAGUCAAGAAAAUGCGGACGAAUUCAAUUUUGUACGCGCCUAUGAGUGUUUCCAGCACAAGACUCACACCUGUCUCGUAUUCGAGAUGCUGGAACAGAAUCUAUAUGAUUUCUUGAAACAGAACAAAUUCAGUCCACUGCCCCUUAAAUAUAUUCGCCCGAUUUUGCAGCAGGUACUGACUGCGUUGCUAAAACUCAAGCAACUGGGACUGAUUCAUGCUGAUCUUAAACCAGAAAACAUCAUGUUGGUAGAUCCAGUACGUCAACCCUAUCGCGUCAAAGUAAUUGAUUUCGGGUCUGCCAGUCAUGUAAGCAAAGCCGUCUGUAAUACCUAUUUACAGUCCAGAUAUUAUAGGGCUCCAGAAAUUAUCUUAGGAUUACCAUUUUGUGAAGCCAUAGACAUGUGGUCACUCGGUUGUGUGGUUGCCGAACUAUUUUUAGGGUGGCCUCUCUAUCCAGGCUCAUCAGAAUAUGACCAAAUUAGAUAUAUCAGCCAAACGCAAGGCUUACCCACAGAGCAUAUGCUCAAUAACGCAUCAAAAACCACGAAAUUUUUCUACAGAGACAUGGACAGUACUUAUCCAUUUUGGAGGCUAAAAACACCAGAAGAACAUGAAGCCGAAACUGCUAUCAAAUCAAAAGAAGCCAGAAAAUAUAUAUUUAAUUGUUUGGACGACAUUGGUCAAGUAAAUGUUCCAACUGACCUAGAGGGUGGACAGCUAUUGGCUGAGAAAGUCGAUAGAAAAGAAUUUAUAGAUCUACUGAAAAGGAUGUUGACAAUGGACCAGGUAGAAAGACGCACAACACCAGGCGAGGCUCUUAAUCAUCCGUUUGUAAGAUUGGCACAUUUAAUCGAUUAUGCUCAUUGUAAUAAUGUGAAGGCUAGUGUUCAAAUGAUGGAGGUAUGUCGUCGCAACGACUAUAGCACGUCGUCGACGGCGGCACACCAUCAACCUGCACAGCAGGCUCCAUCUUUGGUCGCUAACUUCGUACCAAGCUCAAAUGGUAAUGUUACUUUUACCAUUAAUAACCAGCUGACCAAUCAGGUACAGAGGUUAGUUAGGGAUCGUUCUGGCUAUGACAAUUUGUAUCAAAUUUAUAACGGAAGAACAGUGGGCCGUCAAUAUGCGACCAGUGCCCGCGCUGAUCCAUUUCAACAUCAACUCGUGUCUAGUAUUCUUUGUCCAGCUGGCUAUCAGGGAAUGGGUGGCUCUCCUGCUAAACAUGUAACUGUUGUUCAACAGCCCCCGUUACAGAUUCAACCUCCAAUUUUGAGUCAACCUGGUCAGCAGCAAUAUGUCCCUGUUAGUGUCGUGGAACCUUCAGGAAGACAAAUGUUACUUACUAACGCUGUACAAACUUCUUGGCCUACCAGCAGACAACAAAUGGCUAUAGUACCAUCUUGGCAACAAUUACCGCCUCAACAUGCAGCCAUUCAACAACCACUUCUGUCAGAAGCUGAAUGGGGUAGACCGCUUUUAGUAGCCGAUUCAACUGCAAUUCUUCAAGACCAGCGACCAGUAUUUCCAGUGGAUGUGGCCACUGAAGUCUAUAAUCCUGCUAUAGUAGAUCACAGUGGUUCUUGGGGCAGUAGCAAAAGAAGUUCCAGAAAUCAUCAUAGCCAACAAACUGCACCUCAUCAUAGUCAUCAUCAUUUGAUGGUUCCUACUCAUCAUCGAUCUCACCACGACAAAAAGGAACAAACUCAACUUUCACCGGUCAAAAAGCGGGUUAAAGAAGGCACCCCACCUUCGGAGCAGUACUCCAGUAGCAGAAGAAAUCAUAGUUCUUCUAAUAGUGCAUGGUCGCAUCCAAGUCAUCAUCAGGUUACCUCCCAAGACCACCAUACACAGACCUAUAACAAUCAUCACCAUCACAAUGGUCACCAUCAUGGAGGAAAGAAUCAACAUACAAUAACCAUCAAUGAUACACCUUCGCCGGCCGUCAGCGUGAUUACAAUUUCCGACAGUGAAGAUGAAGGGUUGCCAGGAAAGAGGCUAGUAAGAAAAGUACAAACCAACAAUGUUGGUACCCAACAGAGUCAAACACACCAUACAAGUCAACAACACGUACCAAGUAGAAAGAACGUCAUCAGCUGUGUGAAUGUCCAGGAUAGUGAUAAUGAGGACAGGAGCUCGUCAAAACAUAACCAUCAUCAUCAUCACCAGCAACACCAACACCAACAAGCCCAGCCUCAGCCGUCAUCUUAUAACAGUCAGCCGGUCAUUAAAAACGAACCAUCUUCUUGUUCCAGUAGCAGUAGUAGCAACACUGGCGCUUACACCACCCAGAAAAAACGGCUUUUGGCUAAAGCUCAGUCUGAAUGCAUGCUGAAUGUGGCUACCAAGCAAGAACCUGGUGUAAAUGAGUACUACAGCCAAUGCAGUUCCGCUUGCAAGGAACAACAACCAUCAAGUUCUCAAAAUUAUUCUCAUUACUCAGGUUCAAAUAUGGGCCAUGAACAACCUAAUUAUCCAUCGAGUAAUGCUGAGAAAAGAGUUAGUUGGGCACCUCCUGUUGCUCAUAACACUUCUUCAAGCCAUUCUAGACGACACUCGGCAGUUCCUGUAGUAAAUCUUCGCGAAUACGCGCCUCAAGCUCCUCAUGGAGAUUACGUGCAACCACCGGCAGCACACUCUAGUGGCAGGGAUCAGCAUCUACUAGCGCCCCCAGGAAAGGGUUGGGGACCUCCACAAGCGAUACCACAGGGCUAUAGACACAGCUCGGCGCACCUAUCGCCACAACCAUUAGCAGCUGCUCCCAGACUGUCACCACAACACCCGUUGGCUGCAGGUCAACCUCUCUAUCAUCAUCAGACCGAGCUGUAUAGGCGACCUGUGUAUGUUACUACUGCUCAGCCUGCAUAUUUGCCAGCUACUCAUCAGGUGGCACCAGGAGGCAACUUACCAUCACACAACCAUAGUAGCACGUUUACUCAAUGGCCAGCUAACCAUUUUAGUUUAGCAACAUCGUCUACUCAAAAUGUCACACAAUCUACCUUAAAUAUUAGUCCAUACAGUAGUCACUUGUUAAAUAGUUACGGAAGCGUAUCUGCGAAUAAUAGUGUUAGAAAUCCUGAGCCUAGUCCUUUACAUGCUUUACUAGAUCAGGUUUUAAAUGACGGUAGUUUUGGUCAAUCGUCUAUGCCUAUGUCAUAUUAUGAAUAUGAUACGCCUAUUGAUUACAGUAAUAAUUUUUAUACUGGAUUGCGUAGGGAACUUGACUCGUCUAUUGACGAUGGUUUGCCAGCGAAAAAACGGAAAUUAAAUUUUAAUUGGCUUGUUAAUUAAAGUUAAAUUUUGACAGAUAAAAGCAAUUCUUCGAAAAUCUUCUAUUGAAAAUUUGAAUAUUGUUUUUCACAUACUGAAAUUAUAAGGUAUGAGUUGAAAUUUUGAAAUAAUAUUCUUAUGCAAUUUUCUGUAAGAGAUCUUUUUUAAAGAAUUGAGCUUCAGCAUUAUGCUUUUUUGUAGGAAAUUAUAUUAGGCAUAAUUUUACGGGCUUGUUAUACCGAAUUUAGUUUAUUUUGAUAGUGUAGGUGAAGUUUUUACUGAUACUCUAAAACUUCAGCUAAUCAGGGUACCUAAUUCUUUUUGCGAGUAAAAUAAGCAUAAAUUGUAUUCUAGUUUUACAUUACUUUGGAUGGAUUUUCAAAGAUAUCGGGCGAAAAUUUAAUCCUCAAGACGUUACACUUAUCAUAUAACAUUUAAUUUGUAGAUAAAUUAGUUCAUCCUUACAGGAUAAACUGAGUCUAAAUAGUACCAUAUUUGAGCAAAUAAAAAUUAGUGCAUAUUUUGAUAGGAUGCAGGAAAUCCCUCAAUAUUAUUUAGUUAAUAUUUGGGUUGUGUGAUUAUUGUAUACGCUUUAGUUAUUUAAGUUAUUUUUGUACAAAUUAUGCUUUUGUAUAUUUAUUUUCUUUCCUGCAUUGUGGCAAAAGUUUUUUUUUGGUUUGUAGCUUUUAACAUUGCAACUAUUAUUAUUGUAAACUUUACCACUCGAUAGCAGUUUUUUUCUUUGUUUGUUUGUUCAAGAGAACAUAUUGUUUUUAUUCAUUGAAGCAUUUUAUUUGCACAAACUUUUUACUUUUACCAAGUGGUAAAGUAAGGUUCUUUGUUUUUCUUUUCAUUAAUAAACAUUUCAUUUCGUCAAUCA